This is a messenger RNA of Fusarium verticillioides 7600, 3947 nucleotides long. RefSeq lists its product as hypothetical. Gene Ontology annotation, molecular function: steryl-beta-glucosidase activity. The coding region runs from base 597 to 2903 and encodes 768 amino acids. Lineage: Eukaryota; Fungi; Ascomycota; Sordariomycetes; Hypocreales; Nectriaceae. The transcript is spliced from 2 exons. The record is from RefSeq and is a predicted model, not a curated record. Gene Ontology annotation, biological process: carbohydrate metabolic process; ergosteryl 3-beta-D-glucoside catabolic process.
UCCGCAUUUUCUUAAACUGACAGGGCAUUCUCGCUUUCUUUUCUGUUCUCCUCCCCAAGCUGGAUGCUGCUUUUAAGUUUAAUUGCAGUGGUCAUGCAUUUUUUACUCACCGGCCCGCCACUAUGCGUACUCAUGUUUCAGUAUACGAUCAAUAUUCACUCCCAUGACGUCUACGGAGACUUAUCUUAACACGAUCACUAAUUCUUAUCUAAAGUGGCUUGCUGAUAUUAGAGCGAAUACGGAUUCAAAUCGGCUGUUAUUCGGGUUGCUCAUAAACUCCGGGUAGUGGGGGACAUGCCCGGAGGUGAUGAUCUAUGAUAAUGAGACUAAAGGAACGGAAUGCCAUUCUAGCUUCUCUAUACUCCUAAAUAUCGAAGAAAUAGUACAUUGUUCCAGUUUCUCCAUGAAAGAAUAUUCCUUCCGCGCAUAUCCUGCUGACUAACAAGGGUCCCCAGGCGCGUACAGUAGCCCGCCUGGAACGUCAUCGUCAAGUGGUUGCCCCAGCUAACCAGACUUGGCCUAUAUCCCAGUUUCCCCUUCAGCUCCGCAUUCUUGCUCUCUCAACACCAGCAAAGCGGUCUAGAGAAGGGCAAGUCAUGUCGUCUUUUCGCCUCUUGAUUGAAGAUGGCCAGUUCCGCGAUGGAUACGGUCGACAAGUAGUCCUCCGUGGCAUCAAUCUCGCUGCCGAUGCCAAACUCCCUAGCGAACCCGAUCAACCAUCUCACAUUCCCACUGACUUCUUCGACGGCGAUAAUGUAACAUUCCACCAGCGUCCUUUCCCCAAGGAAGAUGCGCGAUCCCAUUUUGCGCGCCUCAGACGAUACGGCUUCAACACUAUCCGCUACAUCUUUACCUGGGAGGCACUCGAGGCUGCAGGGCCUGGGAAAUACGACGAAGGUUUCAUCCAGCAUACGAUUGAUAUCCUGAGAAUAGCAAAGGAGUAUGGAUUCUAUAUAUUCAUGGACCCUCACCAGGACGUUUGGUCUCGUUUCACUGGUGGCUCGGGAGCCCCGUUAUGGACUAUAUAUGCAUGCGGCCUCAACCCUCAGAGCUUCGCUGCGACUGAAGCAGCAAUUGUUCAGAAUACAUACCAUAACCCUGAUGAGUUUCCAAAAAUGAUCUGGUCGACCAACUACUAUCGACUUGCUGCUGGUACCAUAUUCACUAUGUUUUUUGCUGGCAAAGACUUUGCCCCAAAAUGUAUAAUUGACGGUGUGAACAUCCAGGACUACCUGCAGGACCAUUUCAUGAGAGCAUGCGGUCAACUCGCCCAGCGAAUCCACGAGGCAGGCGAUCUGGAAAACGUCGUUGUCAUUGGCUGGGAGAGCAUGAAUGAACCAAACAAGGGCAUGACUGGUUAUAAAGAUCUUACUGUGAUCCCUAAAGAGCAUCCUUUGAAGAAGGGAACCUGCCCAACAAUGUGGCAGACGUUGUUAACUGGAAUGGGACGGGCGUGCGAAGUCGAUACUUGGGAGAUGGGCGGCCUCGGCCCUUACAAGACUGGCACGACAUUGGUUGACCCUCAUGGCGAGGUCGCAUGGCUACCAGCAGAUUAUGACGAUUCAAGAUACGGUUGGAAGCGCGACCCUGGCUGGAAGCUCGGCAAGUGUGUCUGGGCACAGCAUGGAGUUUGGGAUAUGGAGACCGAUACCCUCCUUCGCAAGGACUACUUUGCUAAAAAUCCGAAUACCGGUAAGGUCAUCGAUUAUCCGCAAUUUACCAAUACCUAUUUCAUGGACUUCUGGCGAAAAUAUGUCAAAACCUGCCGUGCCGUCCACAAGGACUGCAUUAUGCUUAUGCAGUUUCCUACACUCGAAUUACCGCCCGAGAUCAAAGGAACGGAAGAUGAAGAUCCUCGAAUGGCGUUCACACCGCAUUACUACGACGGCAUCACACUCAUGACAAAGCACUGGAAUAGCACGUGGAAUGUUGAUGUGGUCGGAGUCUUGAGAGGCAAGUACUGGCAUCCAGCGCUAGCGAUCAGGAUCGGAGAGACGGCUAUUCGAAACUGUCUCCGUGACCAGCUCGCAACACUGAGACAAGAGGGCCUUGACCGGAUAGGAAAGCACCCUUGUGUGUUGUCAGAAUUUGGCAUUCCCUAUGAUAUGGAUGACAAGAAAGCCUACAAGACAGGCGACUAUUCGAGCCAGUCGGCGGCAAUGGACGCCAACUAUUUCGCAGUUGAAGGAUCUCAGAUCGAAGGGCAUUGCCUAUGGACAUAUUGUGCAAGAAACGAUCACUUAAGGGGAGACUUUUGGAAUGGAGAGGAUCUGUCCAUCCUUUCGCUGGAUGACAAACCACUUCCAGAAUCCCCGGUUCCCGAAUAUUCGCAGUCGUCGCUGGAUCUGGCGAGGACUGCGACUGCGGCAAACACGAAGAAGGAUGUGGCUGAUGAUCGAAAUGUUACACCCGACAACCUCAAACGGACACUCACCAAUCCGUCCAUCAGCUCCGCGCCCUCGGCCAAGGACCCUCAGCUAACCAAUGCCCCUGGCUUCCGCGCAGCCGAAGCUUUCGUGCGCCCUACGCCGACGGUGGUGUACGGUGACAUUGUAUCCACCGGAUUUGAUUUGCGACAGUGCACAUAUCUUCUCAAGGUCAAGGCACCAAGAGCAGCACCAGAUGAGGCGCCUACGAUUGUGUAUUUGCCUGAGUACCAUUUCCCCAAAGAGCAGUGCGAAGUGGCAGUGUCCUCGGGCAAGUGGGAGCUUAGCACAGACGAUGAAGAGGGCACAACACUUCAGAAGCUCAAGUGGUGGCACGCAGAGGGAGAGCAGAGCCUCAAGAUCUCAGGUCUCGUACGGAAGCACAACGUUCCUGUAGGAUCCGAGGAGGAUGCUGGCUAUCUUGAGCAGUGUCAGCAAGGCUAUGGAUUCAAUUUUGGAAGCUGCAGUGUUAUGUGAGCUGAGCCUUAUUUGAGACAAGGCGCGUACAAGUCGCAUCAAGUUCAGUGCAUGGUAGAUUGAGAUACGUCUGGCGAGCAUGUUCUGGGACAAGGCAUUAAGGUUUAAUAUUGAACUAUAUGUCUGAUUGGAUACCUUGAAAUGCCACUUUGAAACCGUUUCUACCGGUGAAUCGUGAACUUUGUCGACUGGGAAGGUAAUUUCUAUAAGAAGAGUACACGAAGCUAAGUUUUGGCCACGGAGAUUUUCCCAGUCAGGCCAUUCUCCUAGGGCCGCUAAUUGUACGGCGAUUUAAAAAGGUCGCCGCCAUACCGUUCUUAUUAGAGUACAAUUCAUGAUGGAGAACCUCGUGUUCAGUGUGACGCCACGGCAGAGGACCUUUAAUCAUUGUUCCAUAGCCGAGAGGAUGUCAGCUUGCGGGGAGUCCCAAUGCUCUGGUAAGGGGGAAUUGACUUUCAGGCGUUCCUAGUCAGGAACAUUCUCGUAUUCACGAUACCAGGUUAUCUGUGUUGCCAUGGGUUAUGACCCAGGGGUUCUCUAGUGGGCCUAAACAAUGGAAAGACGAUUAUUAAAUAUAGAGGGCUUAGAAAAGUCUGGUUGAUAAUGUUGAGUGAAGAGAUAGAUGUAAGUGAACAGGGCAUAGUCUAACGGUCCCAUGACAACCACUCCGAAAAUGACAAUUCCAAUGAAACAAGUUGAAAAUAGCACAGACGGGCAGGAAUUGACAGUUGGUGCCCCCCAUUACCCAAGACUGGCGACAUUUGAAUGAUGCCGAUUUGCUGGAGAUCCCCCUCCAUUAGUGAAGCUAGCGCAUGUCUUUUCACACUCUGCACACCAUCUCAGCUGUCGCUAAGCGCCAGACGCCCUCGAGCUGAAAGCCUAACGUGAGAACAUGGCGCAGUCGGUCAGUUUAGAAAGCCCAGGUCUGCUUAGGUUCUCUAGGUUCCCUUCUGCUGAGGGGAACGUGAGGAGAAAACAGAGUUUCCCGUCUAACGGCUCGGAAUAAACCUGAUUGAUAGUCAAGCCGUAACUAGCCAAGUCGAG